UGACGACAAAAUAAUAAUGUCGUUGGCUACGGUUAGCUAAAUUAAUUUUAUUACGAUAAUCGUUAUUCGUUGCAUUACGUUACGCGUUUAUAAAAGGAACAAUCGUUACAUUUAUGUUCAGUUUUUACUAGGAAACUCCAAAUAGUUGUCGUUUUGGUGUGUGUUUCGUUUAAAAAAGUGAUUUAAUUUUUCAUUUAAAAUGAACUGGCAUCUAUUUGUGCUUAAAAUCGGAUAUUUUAUUGCCGUUGUAAAUAGUGCAGUAAUUCCAGACUCAGAAGAUGUUAAGGAUCAAGGCCUGUAUACCGACACUGAUCAUGUUACUAUACUUACUGUAAAGAAUUUUGAGAAAAAGGUUUAUGGACAACCACAGGCAAUAAUAGUUCAGUUUUAUAACAGUUACUGUGGUCAUUGCAGAGCUUUUGCACCAAAAUUUAAAUCCUUGGCAUUAGAAAUAGAAUCUUGGAAGAACAUUGUUAAAUUAGCAGUAAUUGAUUGUUCAGUUGAAGAAAACAAUGCAAUAUGUAGAGAUUAUGAAGUAAUGGCAUACCCCUCAUUAAGAUAUUUACACGAAAGGUAUGUCAAAGGAAAUGGUAAUGUUGGUGAAAAAAUUUCUGCUAUUGACACUGCUGAAAAUCUUAAAAUAGAAAUCAUUAAAAAAAUUCAACAUGAACAAAGAAUCGGUAGGCUCAGAAUGAGUCAACCUCUUAAUAUUGCUGCUUACGCGACUAUAGAUGCAGUAUUGAGCAAUGUACCAGUGAACACAAUGUACACAUUUUUAAUGUUUGAAAGUGAGAAUUCUACACUUGGCUCUGAGUUGACUUUGGAUGUAAAUGAUUACAAAAAUGUCAGUGUGGUUAGGGUUUACAAUGACAGUGAAUUAGCGAAACAAUUUGGUAUAAACAACGUUGGACUUGUUGCCGUGAAAAGAAACCAUGAAACCUUGAAGUUUGGUAUUUCAGACACAAAUCCCACUGUACAAAACUUAUUGAAGUCCUUGAAUGCAUAUUUACUUAAUAAUAGAUAUGUAUUUCCUAUAAGAAAUACUGACUUUAAUGAUUUCAGUAAUCACAACAACAAUGAUAACACACACUCGAAACAAGACUUAGAUGCUGUGUACUACAGUGAUUUAGAGAAAACAAUUAAAACCAGUUUGCACACAGAAAUAACACGGCACAAGAUCUUAACAGGGGAACCUCUAGGUGUGCUAGAAGAUUACAUAGAUGUUUUAAUAACUGCUUUCCCAUUUAAGCACAAUAAUCUGAAAGUUUUCCUUACCCAACUAAAUGCUAGUUUAAAGUCUAAAAAUCAGUGGACUGGAGCCGAAAUUUAUGACUUAGUUAAGGCACUAGAAAAUAGUAUGGCUGUCUACAGUUCUGAUCUAGACUAUGUUGGGUGCAAGGGCAGUCAGCCACAAUACAGAGGUUACACUUGUGGUCUCUGGACACUGUUCCAUACAUUGACUGUAAAUUCAUACCAAAAAGAAGAAAACCUAGGCCCUAAAGUACUAAAGACUAUGCUAGGCUAUGUCAAACACUUCUUUGGCUGCACCGAAUGCUCAGAACAUUUUCAAGCAAUGGCUGAGAAAAAUAGAUUGUUAGAUGUUCAAGGAAAUGAUAAAGCCAUUCUUUGGCUAUGGAUUGCACAUAAUGAAGUAAACCUUCGGCUCGCCGGGGAUGUAACAGAGGAUCCUCAACACCCAAAGAUACAAUUUCCUAGUGCAAAGAAUUGUCCUGAGUGUAGACUUGCAAGAGGUGCUUGGAAUUUGAAAGCAGUAUUCCAAUACUUGACGAGGAUGUACGAUGGAAGUUACAUACAGAUGGGGAGAACAGCACGAUCGGCCGACACAACAAACAGCCCAUUCUCAAAUCUGGAUAUUGGGAUGUUAAGCCUCCUGUAAAACUCGGAUUAUGAUUAAGUGUUGCGAUUUGCGUGAAUAGAACAAAUAAAACGAUAACACCAAUAUGACAAGAAAGUAACAAAAGCGUAUUUUUGUAUCUAAGUAUACCAGUACUACAUAAGAAAUUACCAAACUAGCUGUAAACAACACUUCCUAUAUUAUCUGUAGUUUAAGGAUACUGUAUACAGUCAUGUUAUCAAAUAUAUGAAUAUUGUCUCAAAAGAUGUUAUGUAAUGUAAUUUAUAUCUUCGAAAACAGUGAACUUCCAUCACAAUCAGUCUAAUAAUUUUUCUUUCCAUAUUAUUAUUUAUGAAUGAAAUAAAAUAUUUAUAAGAGA
Aricia agestis (brown argus) is the source of this 2234-nucleotide messenger RNA. RefSeq names its product sulfhydryl oxidase 1-like. Gene Ontology annotation, biological process: protein folding. The coding region runs from base 200 to 1897 and encodes 565 amino acids. NCBI's taxonomy places the organism in Eukaryota, Metazoa, Arthropoda, Insecta, Lepidoptera, Lycaenidae. Gene Ontology annotation, molecular function: flavin-dependent sulfhydryl oxidase activity; protein disulfide isomerase activity. The transcript is spliced from 2 exons. Gene Ontology annotation, cellular component: Golgi membrane. The record is from RefSeq and is a predicted model, not a curated record.